Molecule: messenger RNA, 4789 nt
Organism: Periophthalmus magnuspinnatus
Lineage: Eukaryota; Metazoa; Chordata; Actinopteri; Gobiiformes; Gobiidae
Product: mucin-2
Exons: 14
Coding region: 98-3235 (1045 amino acids)
Biological process (GO): cell-cell junction assembly
Source: RefSeq, a predicted model, not a curated record
GACUCAUCCACCUGUAGCGGUCGCGCGGAGCUCACUUUGCAGGACAAGAGCACCGUUACCCGGGCUGCUCCUGCCUCAAACACCGCUCUCUGGAGCCAUGCUGCUGCUUACCUGUGUGCAGGUCCUGUUUCUCCUGGGAACUGGAGCCAAAGGAAUAUCAGCGACAAAUGCCACCACCGAGAACACAACCCCACGGACCUCCUUCUCCAGUGAAACUCCAAUCAGCACCGCCGGCCAAAAUCCAACCACCAAUCAGAACACGACUUUCACCUCUUUACCCGCAUCCAGUCCUUUGAGGGGAGACACCACCAUUUUGUCCACCACCAAGAGAACUGCCCAAACCUCUGCUCCAUCAGCCACAACCAAAGAAGAUGCAAACUCCACCACUCACAGCAAUAAUUCUGCAACUAGUCCUAUCCAAACAUCCAUGAGUAUUAUGCCAGGUCAAAGUCACAGUACUACACAGCUGAACACCAAUGCAACCACAGCAUCACCCAGUACUACUAUGAUAAGCACUACUGCAAAAAUAGAUGCCACAACGCUAAACAAUGCUAGUAGCCACAACACUGAAUCCACAAUGGUUACAAAGCCAUACAGUAGUUCUACUCCGCAAGACAGAAACACAACUAAAAGUACUCCUAUGACAGAGACCACGGGAUUUACGGAUGGGAAUACAAGUUUAACAACUGCUAUGGCAACGGGCACUCCAACACAUCAAGUGAAUUUGACUACACUUAGCACACAAAGUAUAAGCGAAAGUAGUAUUACUACUAUUACUUCAGGCCCAAAUAAUACUGAACAUACUACUUUGAUGGGUAGUACUCCAAAUACUGCAAAUCAGACAACUUCAGUCACCCCUUCUCAUAGCUUUACUACACUGAGUACACAUACAAGCCAAGUUAACAUUACUACUACUAUUACUAGUGCUCCCAGCAAUACUGAACAUACUACUUUGAUGGGAAGUACCCCAAAUACUGCAAAUCAGACAACUUUGGUGACACAACGUCACAACUUUACAACACUGAAUACACAUAGUACAAGCCCUGACAGUAACGUUACUACUACUUUUACUUCAAUCUCGCCUAAUACCGGAGGUCUAAGUACUCCCUUUGGAAACCACUCCACAACACAAUCGGCCCAUACCAACAGUACUGCGCACACAGCGUUGGUAUCUACGACAUCAAAUUCUACCACCCAGUCAAGUACAAGUCCUGGAAUUAAUACGACUACUUCAAAUAGUACACAAGCUAGUACUCCCAUGGCAUCAAGUACUCCCAUUGGAAAUCACUCCACAACCCAGUUUACUACAUCCAGCUCACAUAGUACUAGUACUAGCAAUAUGACUGAACACACAACUUUGCUUUUAACUACCCCAAAUACGUCAAAUCAAACAACCUCGAUCACUCAUGGUAACUUUACUACAAUUACUUCACAGAGUACGAGCCCAAGUAAUUUUACUACUGCUAUUACUACAAACAACACUGGAAGUACAACGUCUAUGGUACAAACUACUAACGCUCUAAACCAGUCUACAACAUCUGUCACCCAACCGAACAAUAUUAGUACUACAACUACUAAUACUACUACUACUACUUCACUGAUGACAACUGCAAAUACAGGAAAUCAUACUACUCCUUUGACAGUUAGUACCCCUAACUCAGGCAAUAGUACUACUCCUAUAGGCAGUACCUCAACUUUACUAUCAUCAACAACCCAACCAAGCCACAAUUCUACAACUGCAAGUUCAACAACUCCAGAAAGAACCACACAAAAUACUUCUGUGUCUACUCCAGUCCCUAGCACGGUCCUUACAACUACUUCAACUAGUAAAGAGACUUCUUCAUCUGGAUCCACACCCUUUCCACCUACUACUACCAAUACCACUACUACUACUACUAUCCCUUCUACAGUCACCUCCCCAGGCAGUAGCACCGUAAACCCUACCGGAAAUACCACCAACCCUAGUCCCUCAGCAACAACCCCAGGAGUGCCGACCGGUACUGUAAUAACCACUCGAUCAACAUCCCAGACAGUCGUCACAACUGUUACCAUGGCAACAGAGACGUCUCCAAAAAACACCGUGACCACUGGCAUAACCACUCAGACACCUACAGGGGGCAGCACCGGCACGACUGCAGCUCCCACCAACGCUACUGUGGCCCCGGUCAUCGUUUGUCCCGAGAAGCCCUGCCCAGCUGAAAGUGUCUGUCUGAAUAGUUCCUGUGCCUGUGUGUCUGGAACCUAUUUGAACCACGGCCAAUGUGUGAGAGCCCAAGUGUUCCCCGGGCAGCUCCGUGUCGUCUCUCUGACUUUUUCCAAAGAAAUGAGCAACAGAUCCUCAGCAGCUUUCCAAAAUACGGCAGCGAAGAUUUCAGCUCAGCUUUUUCAGAUUCUCAAAGGCCAGAAGGGUUACAUCAGGUCAGACGUUAUAAAGCUAACAAACGGAAGUGUAAUCGCAUCUGUGGACAAUAUCUACGAGAACACAAACAUCAGUGUGACCGACGUCAACAGGGCCAUAGACCAAGCUAUAAAGGCAACAAGUUCUGGACUUCUGUCCAACGCAACUUAUAACGCGGGAGACUUGUGCCAGUCGGGGCCCCUCGCUCCCUGUGAUCUGAGCACCACCUCCUGCUCUGAUGUGAGCGGUCGUGCCAUAUGCACCUGUUUAUCAGGCUACGUCACCAUCAACCAGCUCUACUCCAACACCAGCUGCAAAGCUUGUCCCAGUGGUCAAAAGGCAGUUGAUAAUGCAUGCGAACCGUGUUCAUUCGGCUACUCUGGCUUCAACUGCAACGACUCUUCGCUCUUGGCAGUGGUGGUGGUCUCCUGUGUGUUAGGGGGGAUCCUGCUCAUAUUGAUUCUGGCUCUGCUUGCGUACUGCUGCUGGGAAUGCUGUUCUCCUAAGAGCGAGUCCCAUUUUGACAGUCCAUACUCAGUGACCAACCCAAACCAGCCCUGGCCCACUGACAUCACCCCAAUCCCACGAGCCACCACCCACUGGGAGCCCGGACCGUCCAUAGAGCUGACAGAAGGGGGCAGCACUCGCGCCCUUGUAGACAAAAAGAACCAAACCAAUGGUCUGCUAAAACCCACCGGAUGGAAAAAGACGGGUUCCUACGAUCUUCAACCCAGCGACAUGAAGACUUUUAAAGGCAAAAAUACAUCACGUUACUCCUAUCUAGUCCAAGGACAUGAGAAUCCCUACUUUCUCCCUGGCGAAGAGUCGAAAAAGUAAACUCACGGACACUUAAAUCGACCAAUCAGAAAGGAGCAUUCUGGACUUUAGAGCCUCAUCUUCCUCAAAAGAUUUAUUUUUAUUUAUUAUAUAUUUUAUGCUUAAAAAUAAGGAAUUUGCGUAUGGACUUUUAAGCUGGCAUCUUAUACCAAAGAGAUUCAUUUAUAUUAUUAUGUUAUUGUACUGUACAUUGAUCAAACAAAACUUACCAGUAUUGUGUCCAUGUACUUAAAACAUCAUAACCACCGAUUUUAAAAUUGACUUUUGUAGCUUUAAGUCAUGUUAUAAUGUUGUUACCUGCUCAAAAACAGGCCUGGAGUUGUGUUUUAUUAUUAGUCUGUCUACAUCUCCAAAGCUCGAAAUGCUCUGUUCCACCUUGUGAUGUCAUGAAGUGGUAACAGCUACGUUUAAGCUUUAGCUCAGUAGAUAUUGGCAAUUCCAGGACUGAAAUGAUCCAAAUGAUUCUAUUGAAGGUGUAUGGAGUUUAAAAACACAGUUUAGCACUUCCAGUAUUGCCACAUGAUGACAUCACAAGGUGGAACAGAGUGUUUUCCGUUUUAGAAAAGAAGAAAAUCUGCAGAGUUUGUGUGUAAAACAUGUGUGAAUGAAACAAAACACAACUCCAGGUCUGUUUGUGAUGAGAAAACAGUGUUAGAACAGAGAUUAGAGACCCUUUAAACAUUUUAACCACAUAUUUUAAAGACACAACAUGGAACUUUCAUGACCCUGUUACAUUCCACAGUAUGGCAUUGAAGUUAACCAUUUUGCAUUUAUUCAAUUAUGCAUGUUUUUAGUGCUUAGAAAUACCUCGAAAAAGCAUUUUUACUACGAUUGGAGUCCCCUCUCCACGUAUCUGACCUGUAACUUGACCAUGUGAUGUUACUUGCUCGUCUCCAUGGAUACAAUGGAGUCUUCUUGCCAAACUGCAGCGGAACAUUCAAGGUAAAGCUAAAAUAUGUCCUUGGAGUUAAACGGUUCAUUGUAAUGGCUGAACUAAAGCUCAUGUAGGAACUUUUGUCCAGAUGUGCACAAUAAGGGAAUGCUGUUAUAUAUAUUGUUAUAUUACAUUAUACAGUACACUGGGUGGUCAUAUUGUUUUGCUUGAUCCAUCUACAGUACAAGUAGUGCUGUUUGCAAUGUAUGACGUCUGUAGGCUGAAUGUUGCUGUUUUUACCACUAGAUGUCAGUGUAACUCACUCUGAUUUUCUACUCUAGUCCUUUUUUUAUACUUCAAUCAUGAGAGUUUUUGAAUAGUAUUUUGUAAUCAUUGCACUAAAGCGUGUCUAAAGUUUACUUAAACACUUUCUGAAAAUCUUUGAAAUGUAAAAUGAUAAAAAGUUGAUUCUUAUAAUUGUUUUUAAAGGGCUGGAUCCCUGUUCGGGGCUGUUUUUAAAGGGAUUGGGGUGAAACGGUGUGUUUGAAAUGAAUCCUGUCUCUCCCACAUGUGCCAAUAAAGCUCGUACUUCUGUGUAUUUAUGCUCAUGUUGAUAAAAUGUUUUGUAAAUAAGAUGAAAUAAAUCUGUAUAAAUCUGUGUGGACUUAAUAAAAGGCGUA